CCAGGCUCCGUAUUAUUUAUUGAAGACCUGACCCAAAAUGGGACGCCAGUCGCUCAUGAUUGCAGCCAUUCUGUGUGUCAUUCUAAGCCAGGGUUUCUGCUCUGGAGUUUUCGAGCUGAAGUUACAAGAGUUUCUCAACAAGAAAGGAGCGCUGGGAAAUAGGAACUGCUGCAGAGGAGGAACGGCAUCGGGGUUUCAGCAGUGUGAAUGUAAAACGUUUUUUAGGAUCUGCUUGAAGCACUACCAGGCGAACGUGUCCCCGGAGCCGCCCUGCACCUAUGGCGGCGCAGUUACUCCAGUCGUCGGGUCCAACUCCUUCACUGUUCCUGAAACAAUGGACAGCUCUUUCACCAAUCCCAUUAAGUUUCCCUUCGGAUUCACGUGGCCUGGUACAUUCUCUCUGAUCAUUGAAGCGCUACACACCGAUAACGCAGAUGACCUCUCAACAGAGAACCCGGAACGGUUGAUCAGCAGAGUGACCACUCAGAGGCAUCUUGCCGUGGGAGAGGAAUGGUCUCAGGACCUACAAACCAGUGGGAGGACGGAGCUGAAAUACGCGUUCCGCUUCGUGUGUGACGAGCAUUACUACGGCGACGGCUGCUCUGCGUUCUGCCGACCCCGCGAUGAUGCUUUCGGUCACUUUACCUGUGGAGAACGUGGCGAAAUCGUCUGCAAUUCGGGCUGGAAGGGGCAGUACUGCACGGAACCGAUCUGCCUUCCAGGCUGCGACGAGGAGCAUGGUUUCUGUGAGAAACCUGGAGAAUGCAAGUGCAGAGUAGGCUUCAGUGGCCGUUACUGUGACGACUGCAUCCGUUACCCAGGGUGUCUCCAUGGCACCUGUCAGCAGCCCUGGCAGUGCACAUGCCAGGAGGGAUGGGGUGGCCUCUUCUGCAACCAAGAUCUGAACUACUGCACACACCACAAGCCCUGUAAGAAUGGUGCCACCUGCACCAACACCGGGCAGGGAAGCUACACCUGCUCCUGUCGACCUGGCUUCACUGGGGCCAGCUGUGAGGUCGAGGUCAACGAAUGCUCCGAUAGCCCCUGCAGGAAUGGAGGAAGCUGCACUGAUCUGGAGAACACCUACACCUGCUCGUGCCCCCCUGGUUUCUAUGGCAACAACUGUGAGCUGAGCGCCAUGACCUGUGCCGAUGGCCCGUGCUUCAAUGGCGGCCGCUGUGCUGACAACCCCGAAGGUGGCUACUACUGCCAGUGCCCAAUGGGCUACGCCGGCUUCAACUGCGAGAAGAAGAUCGAUCACUGCACCUCCAACCCCUGCUCCAAUGGUGCCCAGUGCCUGGAUCUUGUCAACUCAUACCUGUGCCAGUGUCCGGAGGGCUUCUCGGGAACGCACUGCGACAACAACAUGGAUGAGUGCUCCACGUACCCCUGUGAGAACGGGGGUACCUGCCAGGAUGGCAUGAACGGCUACACCUGCACCUGCCCCCCAGGGUACGUGGGCAAAAACUGCAGCUCUCCGGUCAGCAGGUGUGAGCACAACCCCUGCCACAACGGUGCCACCUGCCACGAGAGAAACAACCGCUACGUGUGCUCCUGUUUGCCCGGAUAUGGGGGUCUGAACUGCCAGUUCCUGCUGCCGGAGCAUCCCCGGGGCCAGCCGGUCGUCGACAGCCCCGACAAGCGAUACUCGGAGGGCGGGGAGAACGGGGGCUUCCCCUGGAUGGCGGCUUGUGCUGGGGUGGUCCUCGUGCUGGUGCUCCUGCUUGGAUGCGCUGUGCUGGUGGUCUACGUCCGAGUGAAGCUACAGCACAGGGGCAGGCAGGCAGAUCUGUCCGGCGAGAACGAAACCAUGAACAACAUCACCAACAACUGCCAACGGGAGAAGGACCUGUCCGUCAGCGUCAUCGGCUCUGCCCAGGUCAAGAACAUCAACAAGAAGGUGGACUUCCACCGUGACAACGGUGCUGGUGAGAGGAACGCCCAGAAGCCACGCUACCCGGUGGUGGAUUACAAUCUGGUGCACGAGCUGAAGCAGGACGAGUGCGGGAAAGAGGAACGGGAGAGGAGCCAAGCAAAGUGCGAAGCAAAAGGAGAAGCACUGGACUGCGAGCCAGAAGAGAAACAAAGAAAACGCUUACAGAGUGACGCUUCAGAAAGCAAAUGCCCAGACUCUGCAUGCAAGGACACAAAGUACCAGUCCGUAUAUGUGAUAUCAGAGGAGAAAGAUGAAUGUAUAAUUGCCACUGAGGUGUAAUGGCCGCAGUGGACCUGUUGGAGUCGUGCUCUACGGGAGGUUUUACUCCGUCAAAUGCUGCUCAAACCAGAGGGAAGGUUUCCUUCAUGUGACUGCUGCUGUGGAACUGAGAUGUUGAAACUGAUGUUCAGAGUGAGCUGGUCCUCAACUGAAGGAGGCGCAGUGACAGCAGAAAAGAGAAGUUGGGCCACACUGGCCCCCCCGUGUCCUACGUCCCACCCCGGCCCCCCGCGUUUCCGAUUCAUUCUCCCAACCUGUUCCCCCGGAUUCUACAUCAUGACCAAUCCUGGCCCCUGCCUUCUAUAUCACGUCCCACCCCUGGCCAAGGCUCUGCAUGCGGUUUUCCAGGAAUGUACCUAAUGACCUGUUGCACUGCCUUUGGGGUCAGUCUUACCUCAUUGCACUAAAGGACAUUUGCUUUCAAGAAAAUGUAUUUAACACAAACAA
Conger conger (European conger) is the source of this 2662-nucleotide messenger RNA. RefSeq names its product delta-like protein D. Gene Ontology annotation, molecular function: calcium ion binding. The coding region runs from base 38 to 2215 and encodes 725 amino acids. The transcript is spliced from 11 exons. The record is from RefSeq and is a predicted model, not a curated record. Gene Ontology annotation, biological process: multicellular organism development; establishment or maintenance of epithelial cell apical/basal polarity; cell communication. Gene Ontology annotation, cellular component: protein-containing complex; plasma membrane. NCBI's taxonomy places the organism in Eukaryota, Metazoa, Chordata, Actinopteri, Anguilliformes, Congridae.